This is a messenger RNA of Rotaria sp. Silwood1, 972 nucleotides long. The record is from the annotation of a GenBank genome assembly. Lineage: Eukaryota; Metazoa; Rotifera; Eurotatoria; Philodinida; Philodinidae.
AUGGGUCGACCAGAUUUUCGUGGUGGUCGUGGAGGUGGUGGAGGACGUGGAAGAGGAGGUGGUGAUCGCGGUGGUUUUCGUGGUGGACGAGGUGGUGAUCGAGGUGGUCGCGGUACACGUGGCGGUGGUGUACGUGGUGGUGGAGGUGGACGUGGUCGUGGCGGUAGUCGCGGCGGUCGUGGUGGUAGAGGCGGUGGCGGUGGUGCUGGUGGAAGAAAAGUCGUUGUUGAACCACAUCGUCAUCCAGGAGUAUUUAUUGCUCGAUCAAAAGAUGAUGAUAUGUUAUUAACUAAAAAUAUGGUUGUUGGUGAAAGUGUUUAUGGUGAAAAACGUAUUAGUGUUGAUGGAGAAAAUCAAGAAAAAAUUGAAUAUCGUGUAUGGAAUCCGUUUCGUUCAAAAUUAGGUGCUGCUAUUCUAAGUGGUGUUGAUAAUAUUCAUAUGCCACCAGGUACAAAAGUUCUUUAUCUUGGUGCAGCAAGUGGUACAACUGUUUCUCAUGUAUCUGAUAUUGUUGGACCAGAUGGUCUUGUUUAUGCAGUUGAAUUUUCACAUCGGUCUGGUCGUGAUUUAUUAAAUGUAGCAAAAAAACGAACGAAUAUUAUUCCAAUUAUUGAAGAUGCACGACAUCCACAUAAAUAUCGCAUGCUUAUUGGUAUGGUUGAUACGAUAUUUGCAGAUGUUGCACAACCGGAUCAAGCUCGUAUUCUUGCACUUAAUGCACAUCAUUUUUUGAAAACUGGUGGACAUUUUGUUAUUUCAAUUAAAGCAAGUUGUAUUGAUUCAACAGCAGCACCAGAAGCUGUUUUUGCUGGUGAAGUUAAAAAACUUCAAAGUGAAAAACUCAAACCAAAAGAACAACUUACAUUAGAACCGUAUGAACGUGAUCAUGCGGUUGUUGUUGGUAUUUAUCGACCUGUUGGUAAAGGCAAGAAUAAAGAUGAAAAUGAAAAAAAAGAAUCAAUGGAAGAAUAA